AGGAGGCGGGAGCCGGGCCCAGGUGAGGGGCGCGCGUUGCCAUGGUGAUGGGCGGAGGGUGGCCCGCGGCCUAGCCCCGGCCUGGCCGCCCUCUCCUUUCUCCCCGUAGCCGAGCCGAGCCCAGCUGAGCCGAGCCCAGCCGCCGUACCGACGACGCCAUGGCCAGCUCCCCCGUGUCCCGCGUGGUCUAUAACGGCAAGCGGAGCGGCGGCCCGCGCUCCCCCGGCGCCGGCAGUGAGAUUUUCACGCCUGCCCACGAGGAGAACGUGCGCUUCAUCUAUGAGGCCUGGCAGUGUGUGGAGCGUGACCUGCGCAGCCAGAUGGGCUCUGAGCGCAGCCUGGUCGAGGAGUACGUGGAGAAGAUGCCGAACCCCAGCCUCAAAGCGUUUAAACCUGUCGAUCUGAGUGAUCUGAAGAGGAGGAAUACACAGGAUGCAAAGAAGUCCUAAGGCAGGUCCUCCCUGUGGAUUGGCUGGUCUCCUAAGGUCCUCAAGCAGAUUUAAUUUGAGAUUUUGUGUUGAUUUCUUCUUCUGGUCUGUACUCCCAAAAGCCCACAGGAGAGCCAGUCAGCUUUGGGGCUGGCUCUGAAGCUACCUGAAAUCAAAGAUGCUCAGAGGCUCACUGAGGAUUCCCAGAGCCUGUUGCAAAGGAUUCCAGCCCCCCACUCAUAGCUUUCUCUGGCCUCAAGCUGUCCUUCCCUACUUCAUGCUGGGCUCACAGAUCUCUGCUCUCCUUCCAUCUCUGCCCCUGGUGCGUUGGGUAUGUGGGCUCCCUGGGCUGUGGUGCAGGACGUUGUGGCUGUGUCAUUGAUAGAGGCAGUGGUAGUUCUCCGCUCCUUUCUGUGCACCAAGGAUCCACAGCUGCUGGGGCAGGCUGGGGAGAGAAGGGAGGAGAGUUGGUUCUGUCCUUGUGCUUUGGGACAGAUGGGCAGCCCCAGUUCAACACCCUUCAUGUAGCUGACUGCUGGGCAGGUCACACUGGCUAUACCUUGCUCCCUUGUGGGAGAGCUUAAUUUGUACCUGGGCUGCUAGCGCCUGGGACUCAUCAGUGCUGCCAGAGCUCGUGGGUCUGUAGCCGAGACAGGAUUUGUCUUGUGCUUUAGAUUGGACCAGAUCCCUGCGGUGCUGGAGAUGGAGCUGUUCCCCUCUCCCUGCAGAAGGAGAGAGAGGGGGUGUCAGCGCUGGCCUCAGCCCCAGGUGUCUGAGAGGUGGUCAGAGGGGGGCGCAGGGCCACAUUCAGCACCCCCUGCCCUGGCCUCAGUGCUCUGGCAGCUGCAUAGGAGGCAGCAGCACUGGGGGGCAGCUGGUGCUGACUGUGCGGAAAGAAGCUCCUUGGCAUCCUGGCCUGAGCAGCGCUGUGCUGUUCUAUACUAACACCAUUUUCCAGACGUGCACCCUUGGGAGAGAUCUGGCCUCCAUAGCUGGCAGAAAUGUCACUGUGUGGGGGCUGCUGUAAUCGGUGUAACUUGUGCUGUGGGGGAGGCUUUCUUGGGACCCUUGCUCCUGGCAAGGCUUGGGUGGUUUCUGCAUCAUCGCCUCUGAGCGAGGGAGGGCGACUGUGCCAUCCUCACCCUUCUGAGCAGAGCAGCCAUGCCGGCCACCUCUCUGUGCCCCAAGAAGACCAUGGGGAGUGGUGGGAGCAUCCCCCUGCCCACCUGUGCUCCGAGCUGGUGGGAAGGGGGCUGCCAGGGGCUCUGCCCAGUGCCAGUGGGCUUUGGGAGGGGGUGCAGGGGGAGUUGUGGCUGCCAUUACCUUUUCUUUGUUGAGUCGUUGAGCUAUACUGUUCUCUUUUCGUUUUGUUUUGUUUUUUUUUUUCUGUUGUCUGUCACUUGAGGAGUGUUGUAAAUAAAAGCUGGUGUCCUUUUG
Molecule: messenger RNA, 1865 nt
Organism: Phalacrocorax carbo (great cormorant)
Lineage: Eukaryota; Metazoa; Chordata; Aves; Suliformes; Phalacrocoracidae
Source: RefSeq, a predicted model, not a curated record